Messenger RNA from Tribolium castaneum (red flour beetle), 3509 nucleotides. Its product is annotated as glucose dehydrogenase [FAD, quinone]. The transcript has 2 exons. Lineage: Eukaryota; Metazoa; Arthropoda; Insecta; Coleoptera; Tenebrionidae. Gene Ontology annotation, molecular function: flavin adenine dinucleotide binding; oxidoreductase activity, acting on CH-OH group of donors. The coding region runs from base 267 to 2264 and encodes 665 amino acids. The record is from RefSeq and is a predicted model, not a curated record.
GAGGACGAGAGUCGAUGGAAAAAUUGGUCCCGAUCUGGUUUGAGAAGCCUUUACCUUUGUCCUGGUUGCCCAGUCGCAGGCUGCUCGCAUAAGGACACUAAAGCUAGACAAAGACUGGCGAAGAAACGCCGAAUCGUGAAAGCCCGCCGUGGAAGGGCGCGACAGUUCAGACUUAAGUGGAAAAAAAGCUAACGCAUAAUAUCUAAGCAUGUACUUUCUGCACCUGAUCGGAAAGCGCUUAGUUCAGUGUACGCCUUAGUGGCAGCAUGUCUUGGAUACCUCCGAAUAUAGCAGAAUCAUGUGCGGUGUACACCAACCUCACCAGUUGUCAGCCGCCGACGUUCAUGUUCCUGCAGCUCAUCACGCAAUUAUUUGGACAGUCGCUUGACUCCGAAUACGACAUUUACGGGCAAAGUGGUUACGAUUUUGGUUCAAAUAUUUACGGGUACCCCGGCGGCGGCGGCGGCGGCAGUGACGAGUACCAUCAGCCCAGAGGGCGAGAGUACGAUUUCAUUGUGCUAGGUGCAGGAAGUGCAGGAUGUGUGCUGGCUAACCGACUUACGGAGAUACCCUCAUGGAGCGUUCUGCUGCUGGAAGCUGGAGACGAGGAGCCGGAGGUAGCGGACGUGCCCGCCUUCGCGCCCGUCUUGCAGCAGUCCAGUAUCGAUUGGGGCUUUUCGACGCAACCUGACCCCAACAGUUGUCUAGCCCGCCAGAACGGGCAAUGUUCAUGGGCGAGAGGCAAAGUGAUGGGUGGCUCCUCCACGAUCAACUACAUGAUCUACAUCCGGGGAAACCCGCGGGAUUACGACGAAUGGGCCGAAGCGGGCAACCCUGGGUGGUCCUGGCGGGAAGUCCUCCCUUACUUCAUGAAGUCGGAAGAUAACCACAACAUUGACACCGUCGAGCGCCAGGCCCACGGGGUUGGUGGUUACCUCAGCGUGGAACGAUUCCAGUUCCAGGAAAACAACGUGCGUUCGCUUUUCGAAGCUUUCCAAGAGUUGGGGUUGCCUGUGGUUGACCAAAACGCCGGCAGGCAGAUUGGAACCAUGAUGCUUCAAACCACCACAAGGAGUGGACGGCGGGAGAGCGCGAAUCUGGCGUUUAUCCGACCGAUUAGGAGGAAGCGAAAGAAUUUGACCAUUGAGACCAAGGCGUACAUUAUCCGAGUGCUGAUUGACCCGCACACCAAGGUCGCGUAUGGUGUGGAGUACGAGAAGAAUGGUAAAUUGUUCCAGGCGAGAGCAAGGAAAGAGGUUCUUGUCACAUGUGGUACGAUCAUGACGCCCAAAGUCCUGAUGUUGAGUGGAGUUGGGCCAGCGCAACAUUUGCAAAAUUUGGGGAUCCAGGUCAUUAAGGACCUCCCAGUGGGUUACAAUUUGAUGGAUCACCCCACCAUCGACGGUGUUAUGUUCCAAAUAAGCAACGAAUCGGCGACUCUUGUCGAACCGGAGCAAAUAACUCGCGAUGUUUUCUACUACAGGGAGGAACAAGCGGGUCCUUUAUCCUCGACAGGUCCUUUACAAGUAAACACUUUCGUGCAAACGAAGUACGAACUAGAACCAGGCCGACCCGACAUCCAAUAUUCCAUUGACACCGCCAAUGUCGUGGACUACGUCACUGACCUCAUUCUAGCCUCCACGACCAAAGUUAGCCCCCUUUCCUAUUACAACGGCUUUAUCAUCCGUCCGAUUUUGCUCAACCCUGUAAGCAGAGGCGUCAUCAAGCUGAAUAGCACUGACCCUAUCUACGGCUACCCGAUAAUUUACGCAAACACGUUUAACGAACAAAUCGACGCCUUGACCAUGGUUGAGGGAAUUAAGCAAAGUUUGAAUUUGCUCAAAACUCGCGCCAUGCAAAGAAUGGGCGUGAGCUUGAUUACCACUCCGGUGGCCGCCUGUGAUGGUUACAGCUUUGGUACUGAGGACUACUGGUUGUGCUUAGUCCGGUCCUACACUAGCACCAUGUACCAUUAUGCUGGUACCUGCAAAAUGGGCCCCAAACACGAUCCAUUUGCGGUGGUCGAUCCCAAGUUGCGAGUGUAUGGCAUCAAAAAUUUGAGAGUUAUCGACACCUCCAUUAUGCCCAGGGUUACUAGAGGUAACACAAACGCUCCCACUAUUAUGAUCGCUGAGAAAGGAGCCGAUUUUAUCAAGGAGACGUGGUUGAAGAAGAAGUUUUCGCUUCCGAAAAUUCCAAAAAUCCCGCAAAUCCCGAAAAUGGAUUUUAAACAAAUGAUUAAAACGUUUUUCUUUAAUCAUUAACUGAAAGAGGCCUAAAAAGUGCCUCGUCUUCCGCUUACAUCACUACACAAAACAUUAGAUGCAUUAGAAAUAUCUAUAAUAAUUUUUGGUAAUUAUAAAUUUUCUAUUUACAUUCAGAAAUUGCACUAAAAUUGUUGAUAUUUAUGCUGCAUCUACCUUACCAACAGAUGGGUCAUACUAUCCAGCAACAUAUAAAAAGUGUGGUAAUAGAAAAGAAACGAAAAAUCGAUCAUUUUGUUUGGCCUCAGUUCUUUGUUUAUAUUUUUUAAGCAACGUUGCGGUAUUCACUUACCAGAAACGAUCGUCAGCGAUGCAAAAAGAAUUUACGUUGAGCAAAAGAAAUCAACGGUUUGUGUUUUCUGGAGUAAUUGCAACUUGAAGUUAAUUGAUUUUAAAAUUUGCCAUUAAUUUGUAAACACUUUUCCAGCCUUACCAAGCUUUUAACAAAACUCGGUAGUAAUGGCAAAGUACUAUUUUAUUUAGUUUCGGACAGCACUCUAAACGACUAACGCCGUCUUAGUCUAUUUUUUAGACUGCUUUUGUUGCAAUUUUCUUUCCGAAAUACUUCCAAAUAAAAUAAUAUUUCGAUAUCCGUUAAGUGUACCAAAUCAUUUACCAGUUCGAACGGAUAUCCGUGUUUGUUUCUAUUGUUUGGUAUGAAGGUUGAAAUUCGUCUAUUUUGCACAAAACAAUUACUGAUCCAUCUGUUAAUUAACUUAUUUAUUUAUUCAGGUCUUGUACAAAAAUCGAACCGUUUAAAACAUUAUUUAACACACAAUACAUAUUUUGUUAUAAGUAACUUAUUUUUGUAGAAUUGCUUACCACAGUAGUUACCAAUAAUAAUUCAGGUUUAAUAAGUGGGUACGUAUGUAGAAGAGGGUUUAUUAAAUUACAACAAGCUUUUGUGAAUAUCUUUUCAGGUUCAGCAUGAUUUUGAAUCAAGCUUACCUAAGCGACUUUAUUGUUACAAUUUUUAUAUUAUAGCUAGAGGUAAAGUCUACUGUGCUAACGUUAUGUAGCAUAGUAGGAGUAAUAUAUUUUUAAGUCAUGUAGUUGUUUCUGGUUACGCAUGUAUAUAAUAAUCCUUACAUUGUUACAUUAAGAAGCUACCAAAUGUGUUAUCAAGUCAACAUUGUAGUCUAACUAAGCAUCAAGUAGAGUAGAUUUGUUACAGAUCCUAUUGUAUUGUUAUAAUCCAGUCUUGUAAAUAAACAAGUUUAUUAAAUAAAACCAUAAAAAUCAAAA